AAUAUACCGGCAAUUGUAGACCACCAGUGCUCGCAGAAACUCAUAACGUGCAAGUGAUCUAGUUGUCUUCUUGAUUUGAUUUAAAAAUAUAUUUUGAUUUGAUUUGAUUUCAAGAAUGCCCAUCAAGAUAUCUUACAAUGGCGAAACAGAAAAGUUUUGUACGACAACAUGGGUGAACCGCUGCAGCGAGGACCUGGAAUGCCUAGACCUGGAGGAGGAGCAGCCGCUCGCCCAGCUCAGCUCGGUGCAGACGGACAAGCUGACGCUGUUCUUCGCGGAGCUACUGGAUCACGACCGCGAUGACGUCAUUUGUGAGGAGGACUUCGACCAGUUCUUCGAGAGGCUGUCCCACUUCGCGGAUUGGUCGCCCAACUCGUCCGAGUUCCACAUCCUCCUCGAGGUCAAGCAGGAGUUCAUAGAGUACUUCAUAAAUCCGCUGCCCGCCAAGUGGGCGGAAUUACCCUACUACCGGCGCGUGUGUGGCCCCGAAGCGAGCGGGAUCAACAUCCCUGGGAGAACGACGCUUGAGGGCUGGCUGGCAAGAUGGGCGCUAUACCUGAGCGAAGCCAAACGCUUCACAGACCUGCCUUUGUACCUGCAGUAUCUUUGCAAGAUUUUAUUUCACGUUGUUGACAGAGAUGGCACGGGCGCGAUAACGAAGCCGGCGCUCGCUGCGUUCUACCGCUCCGUGAUCGGGCUCAGCGGACCGAGGGUUGAUGAGAUCAUCGACACGGCUUACGACCGCAUGACUAGUGUGAGUAUGCAUUGUUAUUAUUCAAAUUCAAAUAUUUUAUUCAGUACAUAGGCUCUUUCUAGGGCA
This is a messenger RNA of Ostrinia nubilalis (European corn borer), 820 nucleotides long. RefSeq lists its product as uncharacterized. Lineage: Eukaryota; Metazoa; Arthropoda; Insecta; Lepidoptera; Crambidae. The record is from RefSeq and is a predicted model, not a curated record. Bases 116 to 805 code for a protein of 229 amino acids. The transcript has 5 exons.